UUAGGGCCGGUCUUUUCUUCUCAAUUGUGGAAGUACCAUGUUUUUCUUAGUUUUAGAGGAGAAGAUACUCGUAAGACGUUUGUGGAUCAUCUGUACACAACUCUUGUACAACAAGGGAUCUUUACUUACAAAGACGAUGAAACACUUCCCCAGGGCGAAUCAAUUGGUCCAUCUCUUGUGACGGCUAUCGAAGAAUCACAGAUAGCCAUCAUCAUAUUUUCUAAAAACUAUGCAGAUUCUUCAUGGUGCUUAGAUGAACUUGUGCAUAUCAUGAAAUGCAAGGACACAAGAGACCAAAUCGUUAUGCCCAUAUUUUAUGAUGUGGAUCCCUCUGAAGUGCGAAAACAAAAGGGGAAAUAUGGAGAAGCAUUUGCUAAACAUGAGUUGGAGAAGAACACCAAGGUUGAAUCUUGGAGAAAAGCACUUGUGGAUGCAAGUAACCUUUCUGGAUGGGAACCCAAGCACAUUGCCAACGGGCAUGAGUCAAAGUGCAUUGAAACAGUUGUUUACACAAUUUCACAUAGGUUACGUCCGAUAAGUACUUCAAGUGUGGAUGACAAGCUGGUCGGAGUAGAGGCUCGUAUGCAAGAUUUGAUAUCAAAUUUACAAAUUGGGUUUGGUGGUAAGAGAAUGAUUGGAAUAUGGGGGGUUGGGGGUGGUGGUAAGACUACUCUUGCCUCAUGUAUAUAUGAUAAAAUAUCUAGCAAGUUUGAUGGUUGCUGCUUUCUAAAAAAUAUUCAGGAGGAAUCGAGUAAUAAGAAUGGUUUAACAAAGCUGCAAGCAGAAAUUCUUUGUGAUGUUUUGAAACUAAAGCAGUUGAAGUUAAAGAGAGUCGAAGAAGGAAGACACAUGAUAAAGGAUAGGUUACAACAUAGAAAGGUGUUGAUUGUUCUUGAUGAUGUCGACAACCUUGAGCACCUAGAAGAGUUAGCUGGAUCACGUGAUUGGUUUGGUGAAGGAAGCCGAGUACUAAUCACAACUAGAGAUGAGCAUGUAUUAACUGGACACAAAGUAGAUGUGAUACACAAUAUUAGUUUAUUAAACAAUGAUGAGUCUAUGAAGCUCUUUUGCAAGCAUGCACCCUUGGGUCACAAAACUAUAGAAGAUUAUGAGCAGCUUUCAAAAGAUGUGGUUUCAUAUGCUGCUGGGCUCCCAUUAGCACUUAGAGUUCUGGGUCGGUUUCUAUGUGAGAAAGAGACGAAUGAGUGGAGGAGUGCCUUGGCUAGAUUGAAAGAAAUACCAGAUGCUAGUAUUCUCGAAGUGCUAAAAAUCAGCUUUGAUGGACUUAAACCGAUUGAGAAAGAGUUGUUCCUUGAUAUUGCAUGUUUCUUCAGAAGGGGGUUUAAAAUUGAACGUGCAAUAUUGAUACUUGAUGCUUGUGGCUUUCACCCUGUUAUAGGCAUAAAGGUGUUGGUACAAAAGGCUCUCAUAACUAUUUCUGAGGAUGGAACAUUUGAUAUGCAUGAUUUGGUACAAGAGUUGGCACACUAUAUUGUUAGAGGGGAAUACCCUAAGAACCCUGAAAAACAUAGUAGGAUUUGGAACGCAGAAGAUGUUCUGACACUAUGUGCAAUGGAUGCAACGAUGGAACUUGACAAGAUUGAAGCUAUAUGCGGUCACCAUUUUAGGAGUGAUGAUGGAUGUGUUCUUCGGGUCGCUGCAAACAUGAAAAAACUUCGGUGGAUAAGUUUGAACUUUGAACGGCUAGAAGAUGGUUUGGUUGAGACCACACAUCCAUUAAUGCCAGAAAAUUUUCCACCAAGGGAGCUUUGUUGUCUAACAUUGUGUGGCUUUCAUGGAAAAGAACUUUGGGAGGGUUAUAAGUAUCUCCCAAAUUUGAGGAUGAUCGAACUUCAUGAAUUGAAGACCCUAAUAAAGACACCAGAUUUUGGCGGGCUUCCGAACCUUGAAAGAUUCAUGGUUUAUUUAUGUUUUCAUUUAGAAGAGAUUCAUCCAUCAUUUGGACAUUUGGAAAAGCUUGCUUUUGUAGAGAUAGACUAUAGUCGCAAUCUUAAGAUGCCUCCAGACAUUUCCCGAUCAAAGGAACUCGAGACUCUUACACUCUCAGGGUUUUCUAGUGGAUGCUUAAGAAAGCUGGAUCUCUCACAGUGUAAUUUGGGAGAUGGAGACAUCAGAUCUGCUGUUGGUUGGGAGUUACCCAACUUGCAACAACUCAGUCUAGAAGGAAAUGGAUUUGUAAGGUUGAGUUUUAGGUUCUUUAGACUUCCUCGGCUCAAAUGUCUCAAUGUGUCAUACAGCUAUGACCUCGUAGAAUUGUCAGAGCUCCCAUCAAGUGUAGCUGUUGUCUUAGCGGAUGAUUGUACAUCACUUGAGACCCUUGGAGAUAUUUCAAACUGUAAAUGGUUGUGGAAAGUCUCACUUCUUUGGGGGGAAAAACUUGCUGGAGACAUAAUACUCGACUCCAUGCUCCGGGGGAACGCCAAAGAUUACUUUAUCAGUAUCAACCUUUCAAACAUGGACAUUUGGAGUGGGCCAUCUGCACUUUGGGUCGACUUGGUGAAGAAUUAUAAUAUGUCGCUUCCACAUGAUUGGUACAAUCACUUUUCUGGGAUUUUGAUGUUCUUCCAAAGCAACAAGAACUUUUAUAGUGACCCUAACAUAGCCAUCAAGGUGGGUGUACAUGAAAAUUUUCAAUGUGAGCUUGGUCAGAAAUCUAAUGAAACACUCAAGACUCAUAACCCUGACACAUACGUAGGAUAUGUUUCGUUUAGUUCAUUGAGGCACACUGGAUGCUUGAAUUCAAUUUACAAAAUCAUUUCAUUUUCCUUAGACCCGGAGGGUUUGUAUGGAGAUGGGUAUAUGUUUAGAGCUGUACUCGUUCCUAAAGAUGAUACAGUGCAAACAACAAAAGUCACAACAGAUUCCUCAGAAUUUUGGGAUGAGGAGGAACUAUAUGAAAGAAAGACAUUUACGAUCCAGCAUGAUUCAAAUUCCUCUGUCGAGUUUUUAUGGCAUCCUUUUAGUCAUUUUUUUUAUAAAUGAUCUGACUAUGUUACCAAUUUCAGUUAAUGAAUUUGUUGCUGUCAACCAAAGUCUACGCUGAGAAGUUUAUUCAAGAGUCACUUUAAUUAGUCUCAGUUUCAUAGUGGUUUGAUAAUUGAUCAUUGCUGUUUUUAAUUCUUUUUCUUUUGUUAAAAAGAAUUGCAUAUGAAAUUGAUAAUUCUAUUGUAAAAUUUUGUCUUUCUCAUAUGAUAUUUGUGAUUUGAGUACA
Lactuca sativa (garden lettuce) is the source of this 3232-nucleotide messenger RNA. Its product is annotated as TMV resistance protein N. The record is from RefSeq and is a predicted model, not a curated record. Gene Ontology annotation, molecular function: ADP binding. Lineage: Eukaryota; Viridiplantae; Streptophyta; Magnoliopsida; Asterales; Asteraceae. Gene Ontology annotation, biological process: defense response; signal transduction.